This is a messenger RNA of Columba livia (rock pigeon), 2438 nucleotides long. RefSeq names its product deleted in malignant brain tumors 1 protein. The record is from RefSeq and is a predicted model, not a curated record. NCBI's taxonomy places the organism in Eukaryota, Metazoa, Chordata, Aves, Columbiformes, Columbidae. Bases 1 to 1860 code for a protein of 619 amino acids. The transcript has 23 exons. Gene Ontology annotation, cellular component: membrane.
AUGUAUGUUAUAGACUUUGAGUCCACUGUUGUCACAGAGGAAAAUACUGAAAGCACAGUUUAUACAGUCUCCUCUGGCAGCACAGAUGCCUCUAGUACCACCACGGAGGACAGCACGACGUCAGAAACCCCAGCUACACUGCAGACAGUCUCUGAAACUACUGGAAAAUCAUCAAUUUCACCCACCCCACUUAUAGGAGAUGGUGGUACCUCAACUCCAGAAAUCACUUCCACACCGACUAGAGGUUCAUCCAUCACAGAAGGGGAUUACUUGACCCCAUCUUCCCCAGUCACAGACACUACUGAGCCAUCAACUCCAAUACUGUUAACUACACUGAGCAAAGCAGACACCUCCACUCUGUCCCUGCGACUGGUGGACGGUGGCAGCAGAUGCUCGGGCCGCGUCGAGCUUUACUACAACGGCAGCUGGGGAACGGUCUGCGAUGACGGCUGGGAGCUGGUGGAUGCCGAGGUGGUGUGCAGGAGCCUGGAGUGCGGAGAGGCUCUGCUGGCUCUGUCUGAGGCCCAGUUUGGUCCAGGCUCUGGGAACAUCCUCCUGGAUGACGUGCAGUGCAGAGGGGACGAGGACAACCUGUGGCAGUGCUCCCACCAAGGCAUCACUGUCCAUAACUGCCGACACAAGGAGGACGCCAGCGUCAUCUGCGCAGAGCCAGUUACUCCCACUGUCACAACAGAGCCUGUUCCAGCUGACAUGUCCCUGAGACUGGUGGAUGGACCGGACACAUGCUCGGGACGCCUUGAAGUCUUUCACAACGGGAGCUGGGCCACCGUCUGCGAUGAUGGCUGGGACAUGAGCGACGCCGCGGUUGUGUGCAGGCAGCUGGGCUGCGGACGGGCGCUCUGGGCCAAAUACGAUGCCUUUUUUGGGCAAGGCACAGGAGCUGUUCUCCUGGACGAGGUGGCGUGCAGCGGGGACGAAUCCUCCCUGGAGCAGUGCUCUCACCAGGGGCUGGGCAUGCACGACUGCUACCACAAGGAGGACGCUGGAGUUAUCUGUGAAGUUCCUCUGGAGCCUACCACAUCUGAAACAACAGUCCUGACUGAGUCCAUAGUGGCUGACACACCAGCAGUCUCUCCUACUCCUGAACCAGAAGACAUUACCACUUCCCCUGCAGAAGACACAACAUCAGAAACAGCAGCCCCAACUGAGCCCACGACACCUGAAACACCAGUAACAAACUCAUCCACUCCGUCAGUCUCUACAGCUCCUGAAACAGCAGACACUACCCCUUCCCCUGCAGAAGACACAACAUCAGAAACAGCAGCCCCAACUGAGCCCACGACACCUGAAACACCAGUAACAAACUCAUCCACUCCGUCAGUCUCUACAACUCCUGACAUAGCAGACACUACCCCUUCCCCUGCAGAAGACACAACAUCAGAAACAACGGCCCCAACUGAGUCCACAACAGCUGAAACACCAGUAACAAACUCAUCCACUCCGUCAGUGUCUCCAGCUCCCAAAGCAGCAGACGCUACCAUGCCCUAUCAAAAACCAGCCCAAGAACCUAUAAACCCAGUGAACCUUGCCUACCUGCCUAAAUACAUGCGGUUGAUGCUACUAAGAUACUUAAUUGGCCAGUGUGGACUGAGGAGGCCAGGAAUGCCAAGUAUAAAGUUACAAGGGUGUGUAAGGGACCCAACCUGUGGGAACUACUAUUCACCAGGCCAGAGGAUUCUCCAGUUCAAGUUCAGAGGUCCCAUUUACUCAAGAUCUUGUCUGCGGUGCAGAGUAUUAGGGUGCAACAGAUACAAUCAUCCUUUCCAACGCUACUGGGUCUACAAGACAAGAGGCAAAAGAAGCACAAGUGACCCCGUCAUUAUUAUAAUCUCCCAAUAGCAAUAGCCCCAACAAUGGUUUGUCUAACCAUAACUUGUUGAUCAUUCAUUUACAUGACCAGUGUGUUGCACAUUUGCUACUAAAAUACAUUUUACUAGGGGUUGUAAAUCUAAAGGUAUUUUAAUCUUAACUGUACUUGUGUUCCUUAAUUUCAGAUCCUUUGGAUCUACGUUCCAGAUUUGUAAAACCCUAAACUUCAGUAAAUACUCUCAGUGACCAAAAAGUAACUGGACUGGGUGGCUGAUUUUUCUCAUCAAGACUUUUUCCCCCCUCUCACAGUUCUUCCACUUCUCCGCAUUGUACCAAUGAGCUCAAAGACUGAGCAUUUAAGGAAGAUUAACCUGUCUUACAGAUAUAAACAUGACUGUGCUGCUUUCUGAGCUCAUAGAGACAUAAAUAAAAGCAUAAGUAUCCCUUGUAACUGAAAAUGUCUGAGCAAUUAUCUCAAAUAGGAACUCAAAAACAUUUGGAAAAAAAAUUGUAUGUGUAUUGAGAUACAAUCUCUGAAAUACCUGUAAACUAUUAUAAUCUUCCCAUAUGUCAAUUUUCCUUACUGGAGGUUAGAACUAUAAAAGAAU